Paramecium sonneborni is the source of this 1288-nucleotide messenger RNA. NCBI's taxonomy places the organism in Eukaryota, Ciliophora, Oligohymenophorea, Peniculida, Parameciidae. The record is from the annotation of a GenBank genome assembly.
AUGUCAGCUAAAGAAUUAUUAAUUAAACUUUUUUCUUUGCCUAAAGGAGAAAUCAUAUUCCAUGAUUAUUCUUGUGCUUUAAAAAGUUUAAUUUCAAAAUAUGGUAGAAUUUUUUUAGCCGAAAAUCAUAUAUGCUUUUAUGCUAAUUUAGCAGGUAGUAAAAUUAAUCUAGUUUUAAAAAUAAAAGAAAUCUAAAAAAUAGAGAGUAAGAAUAAAAAUGAUAUUGAAAUCAUUUUAAAUAACAAUAAAGUUUAUUGUUUUACUAGUUUUUAAGAUAAGGAACAUGUAUUUAAUUUUAUGAAUUCUCUAUUAUAAAGUUAGCAAUUAAGUAAUUAAAGUGAUUCAAAAGCAAUAAAUGAGAACUUUAUUAAUGAAUAAUCCUAAAUUGAUAAUGCUGAAAUUGAAAUUCAAUUUUUGAAAUCCGAAUCUUCUAAUGAUUAAGAAAUUUGCAAAUUCACAUUUUCAUUUUCUUUAGAUAGAUUUUUUGAUUUCUUUAUAGCUGAUAAUGCUAUUUUGUAUUCAAUUUAGGAUCAUCGUUAAAAUGAAUAAGAUAGUGAUAUAAAUUUAACAAAAUGGACAGUAAAUGAAGAUGAUUAAGAUAUGUAUUAAAGAGAAAUGAAGCAUAUUAUGAAACUUACUGGUGUUCCCUUUAAAGAUAAAACAAGAAUGCAUAAAUUGUUUACAUACAAAAGAGAUUAAGAAAAAAUAAUUUAUACUUGUACAACUCAUACUUUAGAUGUACCAUAUGGAAAUUGUUUUUAAGCUGAAGACAAAUGGGAAGUAACUAAACUUGAAGAUAAUAAAUGUCUUUUAAGAGUAUUCGUAUCAGUUGUAUUUACGAAAUCUACUAUUAUGAAAAAUACUAUUAUAAAUAGAACUAUUUCAGGUUUUAAGGAAGAUUAUGAAAAAUGGAUAAACAAUGUAAAAAUCAAAUUAGAAUAAAAAGCUAAGCAAUCUAAAUCCACAGUUUCUUAUUCAAUUCAUGAUUUUGAAGAGUAAUUAUUUAAUUAUUAUUCAAAGAUCAAUUAUCCUUGAUAAUGAAAAUAUUCUCAGUAAAAUACUAAAAAAUUCUAAUUCUAAUAUAAAAAUUAAAAAAGAAAAAAAUAGAACACAUUCUAUUAAUAUUAAAAAAAAAGAAACUUAUUUUGUUUUUUUAAUUACCAUUAUGAUUAUCAUAAUGCUUAUUCAAAUAAGAAUUAUGAAUAAUUAGUCAACUAAACUUGAAUAACUUGAAUAAUUCCUCAAUUAAAAACAAAACAAAUUUCAAUUAUUCAAUGAUCAAUUAUGA